AUGGAAACACCAAUAAGAACGGUGAUGAUCCCUUUGAGGAGGAGGGUGAAAAGGCAAAACCACCAUUGUCAGAGCACAGCCAGGGCGGUGGUGCCGGCACUGUCAUUUCAAGCUUAUGCUCAUCCUGAUAGUUUUCAUGAAGUGCUUAACGUUCCUGGGGCUUUCGGUCCGGAUUAUGAGGAAAUGGAGAGGACCUUCAAGAUCUUUGUGUACCCACAUAAUAUUACUGUAUGUGAUGACAAGUAUGCGAAUGAAGGGUUAUUCUAUCUGAAUCUCGAUCAGACUUGGUUCUGGACCAAAGAUCCUGAAACGGCUCACCUCUUUCUCAUUCCCUUAUCUUGUUAUUCGUCGCCUCCUGGGGGAAGAUCUGAGGAUGAAAGGGCUAGUGCUGUCGAGGAUUUCGUCAUCAGCCUUAUUUCCAAGUACCCUUAUUGGAAUAGAACUUUAGGUGCCGACCACUUCUUGGUAACCUGCGCAGACAUUCAUGUGACUGCUGCUGCAAGAAUUGCUAAUCUUUUGAAGAACUCAAUUAGAGUCAUGUGUUCUCCAAGUUAUGAUGCUGAAUAUGUUCCUCAUAAGGAUGUUUCCCUCCCACAAUAUGUGUCGACACUUGCUCUUCCUGCUGCUGGAAAUAUUAUAAAAGACAGGUAA
Messenger RNA from Dovyalis caffra, 651 nucleotides. The record is from the annotation of a GenBank genome assembly. NCBI's taxonomy places the organism in Eukaryota, Viridiplantae, Streptophyta, Magnoliopsida, Malpighiales, Salicaceae.